Molecule: messenger RNA, 592 nt
Organism: Paramecium sonneborni
Lineage: Eukaryota; Ciliophora; Oligohymenophorea; Peniculida; Parameciidae
Source: the annotation of a GenBank genome assembly
AAUGAUAAAAAAUUAAGGAGCAUCAUUAGAAGGCAUAGAAUAAAAAUUUAACAAUAAGAUUAAAUUAUUAUAGACUUAGUAAAUAGAUUCAUAUGUAAUUAUCAAUGGUAAUGUGUCAAAUAUAGAUUAUAAUGAUGAUAUAUAAAGAGAAAAAGCAUUCUAUGAAUUUACAUUAAAUAACUUAAAUAAAUUUUAAAAUACCAAUUAAAAUAUCUCAUUCAUCAGAAUUGAUUAGGAUUUUUUAUUUAAGUAAAUAGGAGAAGUUAUUUUUAAUCCUAUUGUUAAUUCUGCAGUACAUAUUAAAAAUGUAGAAGAAAAAGAACUUAAUUAAUAAGGAAAGAAAAUUUAAACACUUCUUACAGCUAAAAAAUCUAAUUAAUAAAAACAUUAAAAAAUUAUUGAAGAAAUUAAAAAGGCUAUGAAAAAAAAACCAGUUGAUGAAUUGGAUAAAGAUGAAAUAUAAACCAUUGAAUAAAAAUUAAAACCAAUAAAUAAUUUAAAAAAAGGAAUUAAAAAGAAGAAGACAAAAAGAUUAGGAAAAUUAGCUAGAUUACACAAAAGACUUAAAUUAAAUAGUAGAAAAUAAAAAUGA